This is a messenger RNA of Nelumbo nucifera (sacred lotus), 3920 nucleotides long. The record is from RefSeq and is a predicted model, not a curated record. NCBI's taxonomy places the organism in Eukaryota, Viridiplantae, Streptophyta, Magnoliopsida, Proteales, Nelumbonaceae.
CAUCAACCAGAACCACGGUUCUGCUGAACACCGACUCCUCCUUCUCCACCUCCUCUCUUUUCCUCACUCCACCCCAUUCCCCCACCACAAUCUCCACUUUCUUAGGAAUCACCCCUCCUGCUUUCACUUUAAUCCUUACCCACUCACAGGUCUUGAGUUCUGUAGUCGAAUCGUCCGUUCCAAAAAAGCCCCCACAGAGGUCGCCGAUCCCCUCCAUUACACUUGGACACCAUAAGAGGAGCGGCAGUCCAAAUUCCUUAAUCCAGAUCUCCUUCGAAUCAAAGGAGCUUCCCCUUCUCUCCAGAAGAACAUUCGCAGCCGUUGCAUCCCACCAGUCUAACGCCAACCUAUUUUGGCCAAUAAACCAAGGUCCGUUAAGCAGGACCCAUUCCGCCUCCUCCUUCGACGGGAAGCAGCUUCUCUCCUCUUCUCUUCUUUGGUUUGUAGCUCCGAAGCUUGGUCAAGCCCCAGCCGCCACCGCUUUUUUGUAAGAGAAGUUCAAUCGGCGACCAGCAGCCCGACCACCAGAGUUAUACCACAUAUCCGACCCCCACCUUCGAGCGCCACCCCUAGAGACCGGAAACAAUUUUUUUUUCCAGUUGUUAAUGCUAAGUUCUUCACAGCUAGUAAUUGGAUUAAUACCUGCAAGCAAAUAUGCUACCAAGAGGAACUGGAAUUGUCAGAAAGCAUCGCAAGGCAAUACUACAGAGCUUCUUUGGAAAAUUGAUUGGCAGAAAUGGUGUAAUUCAACCCUUCACCUUAUAUUCAACUGGGUCUUUAGAGGCACCAAAGUGCAUUGAGAUGCCGGGGAAGCUUAAAAAAUCUGAACGGAAGCCAUUGGUAACAGCUAUCAAUGAGCUCAAACAUAAAGCAAGAUUGGAAAGGCAAAUGAGGCAGCAGGUGCAUGAGAUUGCUUUACAACCACCCAACAAUGGCUUGCUAGUCAAGAGUUUGGUCCCAAUUGCUCAUGAAGUUUAUGCUGCCAGAGCUGAUCUCUUCAGAUGUGUUUUGAGGAUUAUCGAUAGUGUUCCUGUUCAAUCAUGCAGCAUGUGUGGAGAAGUUCAUGUUGGGUUGGUGCCACAUAAGAUCAGAACAUGCAAUGUUGCUGGGAGCCCAGCUAACAAAGAGCACAGCUGGAAAAGAGGUGGCAUAGAACACAUUCUGCCUCUUGUGGAAUCUUUUCAUCUGUAUGACAGGCUGGGAAGAGCUGUAUCGCAUGAAGAGCGACUCCAAGUCGAUAGGAUUCCGGCAAUUGUAGAAUUAUGUGUGCAGGCAGGUCUAGACAUCCCUGAAUGUCCUACAAGAAGACGAGCCUUCCCUGUUUACAAUGUUGCUGGGAGAAUGAUAGAUUUUGAGAGGAGGUUUCCAAAAGAUGAUAUAUCUGGCAAAGACAUUAAAACAAUUGGAUUUUGGGAGAGGACAAAGAAACAAGGAGUUGAUACAAAGCCUAUGGAUUUGCCUUAUGAUGAUCUAAAAGGAUUUGCUUUACGAGGCAUGGAAGCAUGGGACAAAAUGCGGUCAGGAGCCUUAAAACUGAUGCAGAAAUACACUGUCCAAACUUGUGGAUACUGUCCUGAAGUUCAGGUGGGGCCCAAGGGGCAUAGGGUAAGGCAAUGCCAAGCUUACAAGCACCAGAUGAGGGAUGGGCAGCAUGCAUGGCAGGAGGCAACAAUUGAUGAUUUGAUACCUCCUGUUUACGUUUGGCAUGUUAAGGACACCCACAGUGACAGACCACUUGUGGAUGGUUUGAAGAGGUACUAUGGCAAGUUACCUGCAGCAGUUGAGCUCUUUGCACAAGCCGGGGUUCAUGUGGGAGAGAAUUACACUGGCAUCAUGAGGGAAGAUGUUGCAGUGCCUGAUCUGGAAGAAGAGAAGUGGGUUGUAUGAAGAAAAUCAUUGCUUGCUUAGAUGUGUGAGACCAAACACAUUUUGGUUAUUGAGGGUUAUGUUUUGGUCAUACAAUGUCAGAGAAUCCUGUUAGGAAUUUAUUUUCAUAUACAUGGGUUGAACAGCAGAUGCACCUAAGGACGACCCCCCAACCCCUUUUAAUGGGGGUAAAGGAAAGGCAAGAAAAAAGAGUUAAACGGUUAUUGACUUUUGUGUGCAAUGAGGAGUCGGUGAGUUUAUCUGAGUGAGAUCCUGGCAAACCAAAAGCAUGAGGGGUACUUGAAUUAAUUUUGCUUGUUGGAAUUUAAGCAUUACGGUGUCUGGUGACUUAGCUAUGGUAAUAGGUAUCUGCAAAUCCAGUGGCAGCAUUUCAAUGCUUUCCCACCUCAGUACCUCAUAAGGCCAGCCAGAGUUAGCCACAUCAGCUUGAUGCAAUAAUCUCUUAAGGUCUGACUUCUUAUUUUGUAGCAGAGAUUUUGUUCUUGAUUCAGGUCCUUGGACUAGUGUUGUUGGAAAUUAAGCCCCAUGGUAUGUGGUGACCUAGUUGUGGUAACAGUCAGAAAAUCCAGUGACAAUACCUAUAGGCUUUCCCACCUCCAUCCACUUAAGGGAGAGGCCAGAGUUAUUUCAUCCAGCUCGAAUUUCUCUAUUUAGUGGUUGCUAGGUAGGCCAUUGAGAUGGUAGAUGGGUUAGUCAAGAUUGGGAUGGGCAGGGAGGAUACGUACAGUAAACUUGAUCUGAACAUUCCGGAAGCCUGAUUUAGUCUGUGUGCUGGGUUGAGCUGUAGAUGUGGCUUAGAUUCACGUCACUUCCAAUUCCAUUUUACUUGUGAGUUUUUCUCUUUAACAAAUACUACAUGAAAGAUAUAAAACCUUGUGACUAAUCAUAUGCAAAUAAUGCAUCAAUAUUUAUAUAGAAAUAAGCAAAUGUUAACAAUAUUAUAUAAAACAAGAACAUAGAAWGUCUGUAUACAAAUAAGUAACUAUUUGUGGUUAAGACAGUUUGUAGGCCUGACAUCUCAGCCUGUCCUAGGGCAGGGUUGGGCCUGGGCCGUCUUAAUACUGUUUACCCUAUCCUAGGUCUGGUCCAGCAACUUUGUCAUACCCUAUGGCUGUUCUUCCUCCCUGUAGUGGCUCUCUCUUUCUCUCCAUACAAAAGGAACUAGGGAGAUGGCACUAUUCCCUUCUAAUUGCUUACAUUACUAAUAAAAGGGAGUUUCAGUUUCAGUUCAUAGAAAGGAUAGAGUGCUGGCAGUGACUGGGAAAGCUUAGUGUUUCAUGUUUUCAGCUUCUUUCUUUGUUGAUUUUAAUGGGAUGAAUUUUUCUCAAAUUUGUAAUUGCCGGAAUAAUAUCAUUUUCCCCUUAUUUUGAAGCGUCUGUCUAGCUUGUACAUGAGCUAUGAUGCUUAUAUCUCCUGUUACUUUUCUAUAUAGAGUGCAAUUACCUUUUCUGGAAAUAGUAUUACAAUUGAUACCUUGUGUAUAGAAAAGAUGGAGUCUAUUAUUACCUAUUAACUUAUCUACUUGUGCAUGUCAAACAUAGAUGAACUUAUUGAACUAGAAACUAUCUUUUGGUGUCUGAAAUUUUGCCUUUCCAGAUUUCCCCAGGGUGCGCCAGUUUAGUGUUCCAAGAGAUGCUAAUUGCAUGCAUAUUCUACAUCAGACGUGAUCUGUUGCUCAAAGAGGUUUAAUGAAGACUGGGAUUCGGAUAGAUGGGGUUCUCAUUAUUGGAAUGAAGCCUUUGGCCCAAGUCCAAUGUCAAGCUCCGAUUGAAAGGCUUAACAAUAAAGGCAUCAGAACUCUGAUGUUCAUUUUAAGAUAUAUUUGGAGAAUGUAUCUAUUACUCCACCUAUGCUCUAAGAUAGAUGAACUUAGUUAUGGGGACCAUUUUAUUUUCUUUUUUCCCCAAAUUCUUGAUCAUUUGUAACUUGUGAGAUGCUGCUGCUGAUAAAAAUUGUAAGACAUCCUGCAUUUUCGAAAGGCAAAGAUUGUUGUUUGCCUAAAGAAGUAUUUAUUUGGUUUCUGUUUCUCAGUA